This is a messenger RNA of Cordyceps militaris CM01, 1098 nucleotides long. RefSeq lists its product as uncharacterized. Bases 1 to 1098 code for a protein of 365 amino acids. The transcript has 3 exons. Lineage: Eukaryota; Fungi; Ascomycota; Sordariomycetes; Hypocreales; Cordycipitaceae. The record is from RefSeq and is a predicted model, not a curated record.
AUGGCUCGGACACGUUUCAUCCCAGCUCGCGACUCCCGGCAUCGCGCCGCCGUCGUUGCUUUAUAUCGGGCGCUGGCCAAGACAGCGAAUAAGAUCACCCUACCGAACCAAGUAACUGCUUUAGUUGCAGACUCCAACCCUAUACAGUCAGUGUUACGUCGCCGGUUCGACAAGAACUCAAGGGACACUAGCCCCAGGCUCGUUUUUGCUGCACUGACGGCUGGCUACAAGUUUUUAUCUUUUCUCAAUAAAUCUCAGGAAGUCGACUCUGCCGAAAAUCAGCAACUCGUGCGCUACCUCUCAAGGAGAAAACUUCCUCCCCAGCAUUCCAAAAAUCCGCCGACCGAACAAGCCGUCGAGGCCAGAGACCCUCUCCUAAUAAAGCUAUCCAAGCCUGGAGAAGUCCCACAAUAUACUUCGAAUGCAUACCCUCGCUCGUUGAAUUCCUUGGCCGGGCCACGACGUGUGCCGAUGAUGGCGACCACUGCUGAGGGCCUACCCUUUCUCCGGACGUCUUCUUUGCAGCCGCACACCAUGUCUCGAAUGAUUGGGCGCAAGAAUAAGAUAUUCAGGUCCAGGAUCUUCAAAAUCGCUGAAAUACAAGACGAACUUAUGCCUGACACCGAGUCAGAAGAUCUAUGGGAACGCAUUAUCGCGCGGCAGCUGCGUAAGGAGGGUAUCCCAUGCGAAGAGUCAUCGCGCGGCGUGGAAGAGGCCUAUACCUGGAGCAUGUACCUUUCUCGCUUGUGGGUGGAGUGGAAGAUUGAGGCGACAUGGCAAGAUUGGCUGGCGCGAGGCGAGGCUCUGCAGCGAAUUGUGGAUGCGGAGCAGGAGCUCGCUGAUGAAGAAGCUGGAAAGACUCGGAAACCCGAAUCAACGACCAAAUCAUACCUGUGGCCUCGGUCAGUUACCAAUGUCUCGGGUCGCGCAUUCCAUCUCCUUAGUCCACCUGAGAUACAGGGUAAAACCAUUCAGAUGGACGGCCACGACGUCUUCUCCUCCGAGGCAUGGGCUGCCGUUGUUAGGUCCAGGCAUGGCAUUAUGCGAUCAUGGGCCGACAAGUCACAAGUGUGUACAAUUUAUGUCGAGAGGUUGUGA